AUAUUAUUGAAAUUUAUUUGUGACAUUAAUAAAUAUAAAAGGACUCUUCCGGGGACGGCAUCUAGAGGCAUUCAGGAUGGUGCAGCGUCUGACGUACUGUCAUAGGCUGUCCUACAAUACAGCCUCUAACAAAACCAGGCUGUCCCGAACCCAUGGUAAUAGAUUUGUUUACUUUUAUACCAAGAAGUUUGGGAAAGCACCAAAAUCCGCAUGUGGUGUGUGCGCAGGCCAACUUAGAGGCGUUCGUGCCGUGAGACCUAAAGUUCUCAUGAGGUUGUCUAAAAUGAAGAAACACAUCAGCCGAGCCUAUGGUGGUUCCAUGUGUGCUAAAUGUGUCCGGGACAGGAUCAAGCGCGCUUUCCUUACUGAAGAGCAGAAGAGCGUCGUGAAAGUAUUGAAAGCACAAGCACAGAGUCAGAAAACUAAAUAAAAAAUGAACCAUUUUUGAGUAAUAAAUACAAAAAAUAAAUAUAAAAGGAGAAUAAAAGAAAGCUAAAGAUAAGGUGUAUGAAGAAUAAAAACAGUCUGGCUCACAAGGGACAGGUUCCUGGUUUGUUUCCGGGGUUUUUGGGGUACUCUUCCCCACUGGAGAUAUGCUCCCCUAGCAUGGAGCGCACCUCUGCAUGCCUUUCUUCCAGAGUCUCUGGUCUCCUAGUGCUGACCUGUCUCCCUGUCUAAGGAGCCCUGGUGCCUAUCCUGCCUUGAGUCCUCCCUGGAGCAGGUGGGUCAUCUCUUCUCGUUGUUAUUCCGUUGCUAAGUUGUGUCUGACUCUUUGCAACCCCAGGGACUAGAGCAUGCCAGUCUCCCCCGUCCACUGUCUCCCAGAGUUUGCUCAAAAUCCUGUCCAUUGAGUCGGUGAUGCUACCUAACCAUUUCAUCCUCUACCUUGUCCUUUUGCCUUCAGUCUUUCCC
Cervus elaphus (red deer) is the source of this 912-nucleotide messenger RNA. RefSeq names its product 60S ribosomal protein L34-like. Bases 77 to 430 code for a protein of 117 amino acids. The record is from RefSeq and is a predicted model, not a curated record. The transcript has 3 exons. Gene Ontology annotation, cellular component: ribosome. Lineage: Eukaryota; Metazoa; Chordata; Mammalia; Artiodactyla; Cervidae. Gene Ontology annotation, molecular function: structural constituent of ribosome. Gene Ontology annotation, biological process: translation.